GUCAGAUGGAAGCAAUGUUGGAAUUCCUCCACAUAGAAGCUAUAUGCACUGAAUUAGAGCUUAUAUGGAUCAAGAUUCAGAAUGACACGGAUAUUAUUUUUGAAAAUCUCAACCAUUUUGAGAUCCUGAUGCUAAUUAUUAUUGGCUAUUUCGUAUAUCUAUUACUGAUGUAUACCAUCAACUCCCCAACUUACCAAAGAAUCUGAGAUUUCCUUUUGUGAAGAACUCUUAGAAAAGUAACCAUGGCUCCUACUGAGGAAGGUAAGCAGGAAGCAGAAGAAUACUGGGGAAACAAGACUGUUUGCAAAGUCAAAAAUGUCUAUUCUGAGUUACCAAUGGAGCCUCUUCAGGAUAAGGAGUUUAAGAGAAUUGUUGAUGAACUCUCUAAAGAUAACGAUCUAAUUUUGGGGACUCAAAACUUUGGCAAGAAUAAAUACAAAAGCUCAAAAGAAAUGCAUUCAGAGGUUGAAAAGUUGUCUAACAGAGCCAAUGGAAUCUUUUUCAAGUCAAACCCUAUGCACUACGAUCUUUUUGAAGGUAAUUGUCAGAUGGAAGCAGAGGUCAUCAAGAUGUGUGCUAAUAUUUAUAAGGGAGAUGUAGAAACAUGCGGAGUUUUGGAUUGCUCAGAAGCAGACUGCAUCAGGAACGCGCUUCUUUCAUAUAGAGCUUGGAGUAAAGAUUACAAAGGUAUCACUAUUCCAAAUGUAAUCGCACCCCAGACAUUUGAUCCAAGCCUCAAUAGAGCAGGAGAACUCCUUGAUGUUGAAAUCAGAAGAAUUCCUGUAGAUAACAAUGCUAAGAUGAGUCCAAAGGAUAUUGCCUACUAUGUAGAUGAAAACACUAUUGCUAUUUUCUUGAGCAACCCUGAUGGUGCUUUUGGAGUGUUCGAUUCUAUCAAAUCAAUUGCUGAAUAUUGAUACAGACAAGGAAUGGGCUGUCAUGUUGACUGUAGUCAUAGCUCUUUCUUAUUGGGCUUUGAUGGUGUUAACUUUGGUAAAGAGGAUCAAGGUAAUUUUGAAACUAAAGGAGUGACUAGUAUCGGAGUCUCUUUGAACAAAUAUGGACUUGGGUCCCCAGGAACUUCAUGUCUCCUGUACAAGACAAGAAUCUUAAGAAAAUCUCAAUACUAUGCUCACUACAACUGGAAUGGAGGAAUGUACACCUCUCCUAACUUAUCUGGAAGUCGUUAUGGCUCAGCAAUUGCAGCUACAUGGGUGAAAAUGCUUGGAACUGGUAAAAAUAUCUAUACUAAGAAAGCAAAUGACAUUAUCGACUCUACAUUGAAGUUGAGAGCAGAUUUGAAAGAACGUUCGGGUCAUCUCGACAUCCUCACUGAAGAAACUUUAAGUGUCUUGGCUUUUAAGCUCAAGAAUGGAGAUUCAUAUAAUCUUGCAGACUUUCUUCGUAACAAGGGCUUUAAUGUAGUCAACACAAUCAAUCCACAAGCAAUCAGUUUAACUGUGACUGAAGUAAACAACGAAAUGCUGCCGGACUUGAAGAAGUUUAUAGACGAGUAUAUCAAAAACUAUCUAGGGAAGAAUGCUAAAUAUGAAGGAGAAGGCAUUCAAAAGUUUUACGAGAACAGAGAUACACUUCUCAAUUACAUACAUACCAAGUUUGAUCUUCCAGAUUUAAUGAAAAACACCAGAGAAGAAAUAAGGCUUCAAUAAACUUAGAGAUGUAUAAAGUCGCUCAGAAUUGUU
Messenger RNA from Moneuplotes crassus, 1703 nucleotides. Lineage: Eukaryota; Ciliophora; Spirotrichea; Euplotida; Euplotidae. The record is from the annotation of a GenBank genome assembly.